Messenger RNA from Talaromyces marneffei, 750 nucleotides. RefSeq lists its product as uncharacterized. The transcript is spliced from 2 exons. Gene Ontology annotation, biological process: rRNA catabolic process; poly(A)-dependent snoRNA 3'-end processing; U4 snRNA 3'-end processing. Gene Ontology annotation, cellular component: cytoplasmic exosome (RNase complex); nuclear exosome (RNase complex); nucleolus. The coding region runs from base 1 to 750 and encodes 249 amino acids. NCBI's taxonomy places the organism in Eukaryota, Fungi, Ascomycota, Eurotiomycetes, Eurotiales, Trichocomaceae. The record is from RefSeq and is a predicted model, not a curated record.
AUGAUCGAACCUACUGCUACCAUAUCGCCUCUGGGUCGUUCAGACGGUUCCGCCAUCUACACCUGUCCAGCUACCGGUUUCCAAAUCCUAGGGUCUGUGAACGGCCCAAUCGAGCUUCCUGCUCGUCGCGAUGCACAGAAACCCGAAGAGGCAACAAUUGAGGUGCUAGUGAAGCCUGCCACCGCCCAGAGUGCCGUUGGGGAAAGAUAUGUGGAAAAUAUAUUGAAAACUUUACUAGGCAAAGUCAUACUCGGAAGAGAAAAGGGCUUUGCAAGGCGGGGCAUCGUUAUUACUCUCCUUAUUCAAGGUAGUUCCAGUGAUGGAAAAAUAGAGAGAGGAGACUCGUACUUGCCCACACUACCUGCGCUCCUUCACGCCGCUCUUCUUGCUCUGCUCUCCGCCGCCAUACCAUUGUCAAUGACAUAUACAGCCACGAUCUUGGCCGUCGAUUCGUCAAAUAAAAUCAUUCGCGAACCCUCUCUUGAUGACUGCGCAAAAGCAAAUUCACAGCAUGUCCUCGCAUUCUCGUCAAAAGGCCACCUCCUUCUAAGCGAAAGCGAAGGAUCUUUCGACUUUGAUACUUGGGAUCGGGUUUAUGAGCAAGCCCUUGCAACUUGUCGGCAGUCGAAAGUCACGGGUCAAGACGGUGAUAUCUCAAUGGACGCGAAACAUACACUAGAAAACUUUGUCAGGGAAACAGUUGAACACAAGAUCGCCUCGGAUUACUCAUGGUCCGACACUGCGGCUUGA